GGAAGUCGGGCUGGGCCGGAGGAGCCCCCUCAGCCGCCGCGUCCUCUUCCUCCUCUUCCUCCUCCUCGUCUCGUCCGGGCGCCGCGUCGGGCUCGGCUGGGCUUGGGCCUCCUGGGAGGGGCCCGGCUGGUGCUGCGCCGCGUCUGGGCCGGAAGGGGGGGCGAGGCCGGCGGGAUGGAGGCCGUGCCCCGCAUGCCCAUGAUCUGGCUGGACCUCAAGGAGGCGGGAGAGUUCGGCUUCCACCAGGCCGUCAAGAAGUUUGUCCUGAAGAACUACGGUGAAAAUCCAGAGAACUACAAUGAAGAGUUGAAGAAGCUGGAGCAGCUCCGGCAGAAUGCCGUGAACGUGCCCAGGGACUUCGAAGGCUGCAGCAUCCUGCGCAAGUACUUUGGGCAGCUGCACUACCUGCAGAGCCGCAUCCCGAUGGGGGCGGAGCAUGAAGCAGCCGUCCCCAUUACCUGGACUGAGAUCUUCUCCGGCAAGUCGGUUACGCACGAGGACAUCAAAUACGAGCAGGCCUGCAUCCUGUAUAAUCUGGGCGCAUUGCAUUCCAUGCUCGGAGCUAUGGACAAAAGGGUAUCUGAGGAGGGCAUGAAGGUUUCCUGCACCCAUUUCCAAUGUGCAGCGGGGGCCUUUGCUUACCUCCGGGACCACUUCCCUCAUUCCUACAGCGUAGACAUGAGCCAUCAGAUCCUUAACCUCAAUAUCAACCUCAUGCUGGGCCAAGCCCAGGAGUGCCUUCUGGAGAAAUCAAUGCUGGACAACCGGAAGAGCUUCCUUGUGGCCAGGAUCAGUGCCCAGGUGGUGGAUUACUACAAAGAAGCGUGUCGAGCUUUGGAGAACUCUGAAACAGCUUCCCUGCUGGGGAAGAUUCAGAAGGACUGGAAGAAGCUGGUGCAGAUGAAGAUCUACUAUUUCGCUGCUGUGGCCCAUUUGCACAUGGGUAAGCAGGCGGAGGAGCAGCAGAAGUACGGGGAAAGGGUCAUCUACUUCCAGAGUGCUCUGGACAAGCUCAAUGAAGCCAUCAAACUAGCCAAGGGUCAGCCGGAAACGGUGCAGGAAGCCCUGAGGUUCACCAUGGAUGUCAUUGGAGGAAAGUACAACUCUGCCAAAAAGGACAACGACUUCAUCUACCACGAGGCUGUCCCUGCGCUGGAUACCUUGCAGUCGGUGAAAGGCGCACCUCUGGUGAAGGCCCUUCCCGUCAACCCCACUGACCCGGCUGUCACAGGCCCUGACAUUUUUGCCAAGCUGGUUCCAAUGGCUGCCCAUGAGGCGUCCUCACUCUACAGUGAAGAGAAGGCCAAGCUGCUGAGAGAAGUGAUGGCCAAGAUCGACGCCAAGAAUGAAGUCCUGGAACAAUUCAUGGACUCGUUGCAGCUGGACCCCGAGACGGUCGACAACCUGGACAUGUACAACCACAUCCCACCGGUCUUGAUGGAGAAAUGUGCAGCGCUCAGCGUGCGCCCAGAGACCGUGAAAAACCUUGUUCAGUCCAUGCAGGUGCUCUCUGGCGUUUUCACAGACGUCGAAGCAUCUCUGAAGGAGAUCAAGGACCUUCUGGACGAGGACGAGGCCCAGGAGCAGAAGCUGCAGGAGGCGCUGGGGGGGAAGCUGCCCCCGCAGCAGGGCUCCCCUCCCACCCCACCCUCCUCCGGGCUGGCGGAAGUGGCCAAGGAGUGGGGCAAGUACAUGGAGGUGCACGAGAAGGCCAGCUUCACCAACACCGAGCUCCACAAGGCCAUGAACCUGCACAUCAGCAACCUGCGGCUGCUCAGCGGGCCCCUGGAGCAAGUGAGGGCCGCCCUGCCCACCCCCAGCCUGACGGAAGACGACCAGCAGGCAAUGCAGACCUUGAAGAGGAUCCUGGCCAAAGUGCAGGAGAUGAAGGACCAGCGGGUCUCCCUGGAGCAGCAGCUGCGCGAGAUGAUCCAGAAGGACGACAUCACCACUUCGCUGGUGACGACGGACCGGUCUGAGAUGAAGAAACUCUUUGAGGAGCAGCUGAAGAAGUACGACCAGAUCAAGGUCUACCUGGAACAGAACUUGACCGCCCAGGAGAAUAUCCUCAAAGCCCUGACGGACGCCAACGUCAAGUAUGCGGCCGUGCGCAAGGUCCUGGCAGAGGUGGAACACAAGUGGAACACAUCUUUGCAGACCCUGGUGGCUUCCUAUGAGGCUUACGAGGACCUGAUGAAGAAAUCCCAGGAAGGGAAAGAUUUCUACGCCGACUUGGAGAGCAAAGUGGCCAAACUGCUGGAGAAAUCCCGGGCUGCCUGCAAGGGAGCUGAGGUGGCCAGGCAGCAGCUCCUGGAGAGGGAACUGAAGAAGAGACCUCCUGCCAGGCCCACCACCGCCAAGCCGGCGCUCCAGAAGAAGGCCUCCGACCUCGAGCCGCCCGACCCCCUGCCCCUCGGCUCCCUCUCCCUGGCCGACCUCCCGGAGGAGCUCCGCAGCCUGCCCCCCGAAGUGCUGGGGGCUCACCUGGCGCAGCUGCCGCCAGAUGCCUUGGCCGCCCUUGGUCUGGACCCUGCCUUCCCCCACGCUGGCCUGAGAGCAGCCCCUGGCCAUGAAGCCUUUCCUGCCCCCCAGCCGGGCCAGGCCAGGCUUCCCUUCGGCCCGGGCCAGAACGUGGCCCGGGGUGCCCCCCACAGGCACUACCCACCACCCAGAGUCCCGGCCAGCUCCGCGCAAGCCCCUUAUCCCCCGGCCUCCCACCAGAUGCCGCCUUCUGCCCCCCAGGCAGCCCCACCGCCUAUGAGCUCCGCCCCCUCCUCAGUCUCCAACCCCCAGGCCUACCCACCCAGUGGCAGUGUCAUGCGGGGCCCAGCUGCGCAGCCCCCCUACCCUGGGCCCCCCCUGCCCCCGCAGCACACCUCCCCGCAGCACCUCCCCAUGCCCUUCUCCGCUCCCCCAGGGGGCAUGGUUUACGGCAUGGGGCAGCUGGCCCCCAACAGCGGGGCAUUCCCGGCCAGCCACUCCGCCCCUCUGGCAGUCCGGCCCCCCGCUCCGUCCCCCCACCAGUACGGCGUCGGCAGCUUCCCCCAGCACGCGCCGGGGGUCCGGCCGGCCACCACCACCGUCGACAGCAUCCAGGCCCCCAUCUCGAGCUGUGCCGCCCCCAGGGGCGUGGCCGGGCCGCUCCCCCAGUGGGCAGGGCCUCCUCCUCCUCCUCAGGGUGGCUUCGCAGGACCUCAAGGGACACCGAACGCCCCGUUCCCGUACCCCCAGCCUUGUGGGCCACCCUUCAUGCAACAGGCCCUGCCGCCUUACUCCUCUGCUCAGCCUCCGCAGGCCUUCUCCUCCCACGGGCCCCUCCAGCCCCCAAUGGACAGGCAGGUCCGCCCCCAGCCCCUUGGUCUGCCCCCCCAGCAGUACACACCCCAGUUCCUGGCCCAGGUCCAAGGGCCCCAGGUCCAAGGGCCCCAGCAGCCGCCCUUCCAGCACCCCUUCCCGGCUCAGGUCUGCGCCCCGCAAGCCGUCCUCAGGCAGGUCCCCCCACACCCGCCCGGCCAUCCCGUCCAACUGGGAGCCCAACACUAUCAGCUUGGGCCGGCCCAUGACAAGCUGCCCCUGGGCCACGCCUUGCCUCCCCACUCCCUGACCUACCCCACGGCUGUUUCCCAUGGCCCCAACAUUUCCAUGGGCAUGAUGGGGCCUGAGCAGCAGCAGCAGCAGCUGCCCCUUCGCCCGUCGCUCACUUCCAUCCAGCCCUUGCCUGCCAGAUCGCCAGCCCAGGUCGCCUUUGGUGCCAGCCCGGCACCCCGGCCCCUUGGCCCUGGGGUCCCCCAGAUCCCUCCGGGUGCCCCUAUGCCCCACGGAGGGCAGCCCCAGCCCGUCAGCCAGGCCCUCCCUCACCACGUCCCUCCCGCACCCAGCCCUGCCCUGGCGCAGAUGCCUGGCGCCGUAGUGGUGCAGGGGGCUGCCUUGCCCUCCCCGGCGCCCUCCCCGCAGCCUUCCCUGACCCUGCCGGCUCCAUCUCUCCUGCCCCCCUCGGGGCAUCUCCCGCAGCUGCCCCCAUCCUCUCUGGCGCCCGGCGGGGCCGCCCCACUGGCGCAGGGCCCCUCCGAGGCCUCCCGCUUCCCCCGGCAGAACUCGUCCACCGACGACCUCCUGUCCUCCAGCCCCGAGAGCCAGCACGGGGGUGCCAAGGCCUCGGUGGGGCAGCCCCUCCUGCAGCCCACCAAGGCCGACGCCAAGGAUGGGCUGAAGCCCAAGGCCGUGCAGCUGAUCGAGAAGGACCCCUACGAGAAGCCCGAGCACAUCCGCCGGCUCCUGUCGGAGCUGGAGCGCUUCCAGGACGUGGUGGCCGGCCUCGAGAAGCCGGCCCCUUCCCCGGGGAGCGCCAACGAGCUGGACGGCAUCUGGAAGGAGCUGCAGGACGCCCAGGAGAAAGACGCCCGCCAGCUCUCCAUCGCCAUCGCCCGCUGCUACUCCAUGAAGAACCGCCACCAGGACAUCAUGCCCUACGACAAGAACCGCAUCAUCCUGCAGUCGGGCAAGGACGACUACAUCAACGCCAGCCGCAUCGAAGACCUCUCCUCCUACUGCCCCGCCAUCAUCGCCACGCAGGCCCCCCUGGUGGGCACAGCCUCCGACUUCUGGCUCAUGAUCUACGAACAGAAAGUGUCCGUCGUCGUCAUGCUGGUUUCCGAGCAGGAGAUCGAGAAACAAAAGGUUGUCCGCUACUUCCCCACGGAGCGGGGCCAGCCCAUGGUCCACGGCCUCCUCACCCUGGUCCUCACCAGCGUCAAGGCCACCCCGACGCACGUGGAGCGCAUGAUCACGCUGCAGUUCCGAGACCAGAGCUUGAAGCGCACCGUCAUCCACCUGCAGUUCUCCUCCUGGCCGGAGCUUGGCCUCCCGGACAGCAAAGGGGACCUGCUCCGCUUCAUUCAGGAGGUGCACAGCCAUUACCUCCACCAGCGGCCGCUCCACACCCCCAUCGUCGUCCAUUGCAGCUCUGGCGUGGGCCGAACCGGCGCCUUCUGCCUCUUGUAUGCCGCCAUGCAGGAAGUGGAGGCCGGCAACAGCAUCCCAGACUUGCCCCAGCUGGUGAAGAAGAUCCGCCAGCAGAGGAAGCACAUGCUGCAGGAGAAGCUCCACCUCAAGUUCUGCUACGAGUCUCUCCUGAAACAUGCCAAGCAAGUGCUGCAGAGACACGGGGUCAUGGCGCCCUCCGCCAGCAAGCCUGCCAGCAGUGCUGCCCAGAAGCCCCAUAUCCUCCAGGACCCUCAGGAUCUGGUGAUGGGUGCCGACAUGCCCAUCAGCUCCAUCCAGGCCACCAUCGCCAAGCUCAGCAUCAGGCCUCCCUUGGGAGGGGCAGAGCCCUCAUCCGCCAACGGGCAGCAGCUGGAGCCCCUGCCCUUGACUGUCCCAGCGCCCCCUGCUGGCCCCCCUCAGACCGCCUUUGCCGAUCUCGGCUGCCCUGUUGCCAGCACAGAGCUGGCCCCCGCGCUCUCCCCGCCAGCCACCCCUGCACCAGCGGCGCCUGAGGCUGCUGGAUGCUGCACGGCCGAGAACAGCAACCACCUGGAAGAGGAGAGUCAGGAAGAGAGUGAAGUCCUGCCAGCGCCUCCCGGGGCAGAGCCCUCUGCUGCUCCGGCUGCGGCCCCGUCCUCCUCUUCCUUGGAGCUGCUGGCCUCGCUGACCCCCGAGGCCUUCACGCUGGACAACAGCCUCAAGGGCAGGCACAAGGUGAGCAAGCAGAGCUUCCUUCAGCCCCAGAACGGGGAAGGCCUCCGCGGCACCCGCCCCAGCGACGACCCCCUCAGCAUGCUGGACCCGCUGUGGACACUCAACAAGACAUGAGGAGGGCAUCACACCAACCCAAGACUUUGCUGCUGCUGCUGCUAAUACCACCACUGAUGCAUUUUGAGGACUAGAAACUUGGGAGGGCGAGGGAGGAAAGGGGGCUGGUUCACACUCCGCAGCAUGCAGCUUUUCCAGCUCAAGACUGGCCACAGCCAGGAAGCCUCUGCUGCGCCAGGAGCCAUGCAGUGCCCAUUCGCCUCGCAUCCUUUUUCCCUCUCCCGCCACUACUUAGAAGACUGUUUCCCACCGGCUGUGUCUGAACGGCUGGAGGCGUGCAGGAAGAUUUUUCUGAGCCGAUUGUUCCUUUCUCCCACUUUGUGCCUGCCUCCAAGUGCCAUGGGAAGGAAGGAAUCUGUAAGUUGGCCUUUGGAGGGGCAGAAAUAAUGGAAUGCAGUUUGGGCGGAGCGGGACGUGUGGUUUGAUUUUCACUGCGGUCAUAGGUGGUUACCCAGCUGGAGAAGCCCCCGAGGUAAUUUUCCCAACCAGAGGAAGAUUUUGAAACACAGCCCAAGGUAACCCUGGCUUGGGUGGACUAUGGUAAAAGGGCUUCAAACCCCCCCCCCCCCGCUGCCACCCUUGGUGCUUCUAAGGCUUUGAGAUGUGGCACUUCAGGGCUGCUCCUUAAACUGCCUCUGGCAAGACUCCCUUUUGCUCCUGUCUACCGACUUCUACUCUGAAUGGGGUAUCCAAGACCCAACCACAACCCCUUUGCGCUGGCGAGAGCUCAUUUGGGACCAAGCAGCUACAUUUGAUCGGCUUGCAUGAAAGGUGUGUGGAGAGUCUUUUUAGCUGCUAGGUGAAGGAGCAGGAGACGUGCUUUCUCAGCAACCUCCAAAGCUGCUCCCGUGUCUUGCCGGCUCCACCGUCACCUGUUUCUUGUUUGGCCAGGCCAGUUGCAUCUUGUUGCCCUUACAUUCCAGCUAGGGAUCCCCAUCUUGAAGUCCCUUUAUGUGGUUAAUUUGGCUCAUCCGUGUGCCUGAUGGUCUUUUACAAAGGUGCAAGUGUGGGGAGGAGCUGCCCAAAAGACAGGUGAUGGCACCGAAGGAGGACUGUGGGUGUUAACUGAGCCAGCCACCUUGGGUCCUUGCAGCGGCGUGCUUCCUUAACAAUGCUGCCCGACUGUGGCCAUAUGAAGGCAGAUUAAAUGAAUGGGAAUGCUUAAAUGUCACAUUUUCCCCCCAUAGCGUUUGCUCUUUCCAUCAGCUCCCUCAAUUUAAAGGACUGUCUUCAUGAGUAGCUGGAAGGCAGGAGGGUUAAAGUGGGAGAGGGGCCAGGUCUUGGUGGGUUUCUGGGUUGUUUUUCGCUUUGUACAAAUGUAACAUUGUCAUGUUUCGACUUACUCUGUAAUUUAGAACCAACUUUUUUCAGCUCUUUGCUACUAAAAUAAAUGAAUGGGAGCGCUGCA
Messenger RNA from Zootoca vivipara (common lizard), 7219 nucleotides. It is a transcript of the gene PTPN23, whose product is annotated as protein tyrosine phosphatase non-receptor type 23. Lineage: Eukaryota; Metazoa; Chordata; Lepidosauria; Squamata; Lacertidae. Gene Ontology annotation, biological process: protein transport to vacuole involved in ubiquitin-dependent protein catabolic process via the multivesicular body sorting pathway; protein dephosphorylation; early endosome to late endosome transport. Gene Ontology annotation, molecular function: protein binding; protein tyrosine phosphatase activity. The record is from RefSeq and is a predicted model, not a curated record. Gene Ontology annotation, cellular component: endosome.